Molecule: messenger RNA, 2320 nt
Organism: Oppia nitens
Lineage: Eukaryota; Metazoa; Arthropoda; Arachnida; Sarcoptiformes; Oppiidae
Gene: put
Product: activin receptor type-2A-like
Exons: 2
Coding region: 620-2155 (511 amino acids)
Biological process (GO): activin receptor signaling pathway; protein phosphorylation; cellular response to growth factor stimulus
Cellular component (GO): plasma membrane; activin receptor complex
Molecular function (GO): ATP binding; activin binding; activin receptor activity
Source: RefSeq, a predicted model, not a curated record
AUUGUUUGACUGCACACACACACACACACACUGUACAUACAGUACAAACACACACAACAGUGUGUUUCUAGUGAGACAUUGACAGAGAGUUAGUUAUAGUGUGAUAGAGAGCACACACAUAGAGAGAGAUAUUACUGUAUUAUUAUUAUUAUACAUACAGUGAGUAUCAGCAGCAGUGCAUACCAUACGAUAAUAAUAUAAUAUACUAUUACUACAGUGUAUAGUGUGUUGUUAUGUGUGUGUACUGUACGUAUGUAUAGCGCGUUUACAACACAACACACACACUAUGGAGACUCCAUUUUGUUGUUUCGAGAAAAUAUCAAAAAAAAAUAUAUCCAUUAAAACAAAACUAAACUAACAGUGCAUUCAUUUUUCAUUAUUAUUAUUAUUAUUGGUAUACAAUAGUUGUGUGUAUUAUAUAUGUUUAGUAGUGUUGUGUUUUAGUGUCGUGUCGUGUGUUUAAAGUGUAUUAAACAACGGCCAGUGAUUACUACUACAACUAUAUCAUCGAUAACAUCGACGACGACAACAAUAACAGACUGGUAGUGGUGGUGACCAUAAACCACUACACAUAUGAUAAUAAUCAUCGGGUGCUAAAAGUUUGGCUAACAGACCACAUAUGGACACUAGUAAUAUGCGGUGCGCUUCGUAUAAUCGUACGAAAUGCGAGCGCACGGGUCGCGGCUGCGGUGGCGAACCCGAACAUUGUCGGGCACCCGACGGUAACGAUCGAUUGCCGACACUGUGUUUUGCUUUGUGGCAAAAUUCUUCGGACAGAGGAUUGGUACCCGAAUUCAAGGGCUGUUGGGUUGGAUCAGCUAAAGAUUGUGUCCAUCAGUCGCAGUGUAUCGAAAACAGACGCGAAGCUAAAAAACAAUUAUACUUUUGCUGUUGCGAAGGUGACCUCUGCAAUACCGAUACGUUUCAUAUACCGACACACAAUCUGAGUACUGUUUCGGCUGCGGCCACGUCGUCACUGAACGGCCAUCACAACAAUAAUCCGUCACUCGCUGGCGGCCACCAUUCAUCUUCCGCCUCAUCAGCAUCACUACCAGUAGGCGCACUGUCCAUUGCGCUGAUAACAAUUGUACCGCUGCUGACAAUAGUAGCACUGGUGGCCAUUGCCUGUAUGUGUCGUAAUUAUCGGCAAAAGUGGCGCCAACAAGAAGUGCCAAACGGUGAGGAUCCGCUACUGGAUCUGUCGCCGCCGUCGCCCUAUGUCGGCCUCAAACCGAUAACACUGCAAGAAGUUAAGGCUAACGGCAAGUUCGGAUCGGUUUGGAAGGCGACCGACGGUUCAGAUAAUUCGGUUGCCGUCAAGAUAUUUGCACUACAAGAUCGGCAGUCGUGGCAAAUUGAACAGGAAGUCUAUCGUUUGCCGCAAAUGAAACACCAGAAUGUUCUGAAAUAUUUGGGAACCGAACGCCGCGGUGAAGGCCUAAACACCGAGUAUUGGCUAAUAACUGAAUACCAUUAUAACGGCUCACUAUGGGAUUACCUCAAAGCCAAUACUGUCGACUGGAGUCAGUUGCUUAAUAUAGCUCAAGGAAUAGCCAGAGGCUUAACUCAUUUGCACGAAGAGAUACCGGCCUCUCAUUCAUCGCAAUUCAAGCCAUCGAUAGCUCAUCGGGACUUCAAGUCGAAGAACGUAUUGCUGACCAAAAACCUCAACGCCUGUAUCGCCGACUUUGGUCUGGCGCUUGUCUUCUAUCCGAAGUCGACGUGCGGCGACGCUCACGGCCAGGUGGGCACCCGGCGCUAUAUGGCUCCCGAAGUACUCGAAGGUGCCAUCAAUUUCUCCAGGGAUUCAUUUUUGCGUAUCGACAUGUACGCCUGCGGUCUAGUACUCUGGGAGCUUAUGUCCCGGUGCCGUAGCAGCCAAGACAUGCAGUUGGGCAACGACGGCGACUAUCAGUUGCCGUUCGAGGAAGAGGUCGGCCAGCAUCCGUCGCUGGAGGAUAUGCAAGACAUUGUUGCCCAACAAAAGCGAAGGCCAGCCAUACGACCCGAUUGGACAAAACACGACGGUAUGAAUGUUUUGUGUCACACGAUUGAAGACUGUUGGGAUCACGACGCCGAAGCUCGGCUAUCGGCUUCGUGUGUCGACGAAAGGAUUAGCGCCGUAAUUCUCUGUCCAAAUGUUAUCACCAAUUGAUUUUCAAAAGAGAGAGAGAGAGAGAGAGAAAGAAAAAGAGACUUAUGGUGUGUGUGAUGUGUGGGUGACAUGAAAAUGAAAACAAAAUGAACGACAAAAUGUUAAUAUGAAUCCUAUUAUUUCAUAAUUAUCGUAAUAUAUAUGUAUAUAAUAAGUAUAUAUAUA